Molecule: messenger RNA, 1746 nt
Organism: Gorilla gorilla gorilla (western lowland gorilla)
Lineage: Eukaryota; Metazoa; Chordata; Mammalia; Primates; Hominidae
Gene: TMEM183A
Product: transmembrane protein 183A
Exons: 8
Coding region: 116-1246 (376 amino acids)
Biological process (GO): regulation of protein stability
Cellular component (GO): SCF ubiquitin ligase complex
Molecular function (GO): protein binding
Source: RefSeq, a predicted model, not a curated record
GACUCGGAACCCGGACCUAUGUUCUCGCGAGAGUUAGCGGGCUCCGGAGUGGGAUGGCCGCGGAGCCGGGCGGAGCUGGCUUGCGGCUCCCGGGGCCGGCUCUCCGGCCGGAGACAUGGCCCGGGGGCCCGGCCCGCUAGGCAGGCCUCGCCCCGAUACGGUCGCCAUGCCCAAGAGAGGAAAACGACUCAAGUUCCGGGCCCACGACGCCUGCUCCGGCCGAGUGACCGUGGCGGAUUACGCCAACUCGGAUCCGGCGGUCGUGAGGUCUGGACGAGUCAAGAAAGCCGUAGCCAACGCUGUUCAGCAGGAAGUAAAAUCUCUUUGUGGCUUGGAAGCCUCUCAGGUUCCUGCAGAGGAAGCUCUUUCUGGGGCUGGUGAGCCCUGUGACAUCAUCGACAGCAGUGAUGAGAUGGAUGCCCAGGAGGAAAGCAUCCAUGAGAGAACUGUCUCCAGAAAAAAGAAAAGCAAGAGACACAAAGAAGAACUGGACGGGGCUGGAGGAGAAGAGUAUCCCAUGGAUAUUUGGCUAUUGCUGGCCUCGUAUAUCCGUCCUGAGGACAUUGUGAAUUUUUCCCUGAUUUGUAAGAAUGCCUGGACUGUCACUUGCACUGCUGCCUUUUGGACCAGGUUGUACCGAAGGCACUACACGCUGGAUGCUUCCCUGCCUUUGCGUCUGCGACCAGAGUCAAUGGAGAAGCUGCGCUGUCUCCGGGCUUGUGUGAUCCGAUCUCUGUACCAUAUGUAUGAGCCAUUUGCUGCUCGAAUCUCCAAGAAUCCAGCCAUUCCAGAAAGCACCCCCAGCACAUUAAAGAAUUCCAAAUGCUUACUUUUCUGGUGCAGAAAGAUUGUUGGGAACAGACAGGAACCAAUGUGGGAAUUCAACUUCAAGUUCAAAAAACAGUCCCCUAGGUUAAAGAGCAAGUGUACAGGAGGAUUGCAGCCUCCCGUUCAGUACGAAGAUGUUCAUACCAAUCCAGACCAGGAUUGCUGCCUACUGCAGGUCACCACCCUCAAUUUCAUCUUUAUUCCGAUUGUCAUGGGAAUGAUAUUUACUCUGUUUACUAUCAAUGUGAGCACGGACAUGCGGCAUCAUCGAGUGAGACUUGUGUUCCAAGAUUCCCCUGUCCAUGGUGGUCGGAAACUGCGCAGUGAACAGGGUGUGCAAGUCAUCCUGGACCCAGUGCACAGCGUUCGGCUCUUUGACUGGUGGCAUCCUCAGUACCCAUUCUCCCUGAGAGCGUAGUUACUGCUUCCCAUCCCUUGGGGGCAGCCUCGAGUGUAGUCCAUUAGUAAUCAGAUUCCAGUUUGGACAGGGUGGCUGGAUUGUAUAUCUCGUUAGUAAUGUACAUGCUCUUCAGGUUCUAGGGCUCCUGUUAGGGGAGGGAGAAAUGUUGAAUCAAAAGGGAAAACAACUACUAUGAUUUAUAAACAUAUUUUAAUGUAAAAAUUUGCAUUUAAAAGGAGUGGCCCUGUUAUCUGUGUUAAAACCCCAUUUGGUGCUAUUGAGUUUGUUCUUUAUUCUUUUAUCCCAGUGAAAAUUGUUGAUCUUGCUGUAGGGAAAAAUUAAACUCUUUGAAUCUCCAAACAAGGAAGUUUCAGCAUUCCCUUAUGGAUCAGAGGAACCUUAGAGGCCUGAAAUUGUUGCUUCCAGUUUAGCUGCCCCUCAAAUUCAAGUGAAUAUUUUCCCUUCUCCCUUUACCCUUCUCCAGAAAUAAAGCAGGUGACAGGGUUUUCAGAAUCUUA